Messenger RNA from Contarinia nasturtii (swede midge), 2594 nucleotides. RefSeq names its product sorting nexin-27 (gene Snx27). The record is from RefSeq and is a predicted model, not a curated record. Bases 101 to 1858 code for a protein of 585 amino acids. NCBI's taxonomy places the organism in Eukaryota, Metazoa, Arthropoda, Insecta, Diptera, Cecidomyiidae. Gene Ontology annotation, molecular function: phosphatidylinositol-3-phosphate binding; protein binding. Gene Ontology annotation, biological process: signal transduction; intracellular protein transport. Gene Ontology annotation, cellular component: early endosome. The transcript has 8 exons.
UGUGCUCUCUAUCUCUCUUUCAGUGAUUUCUUCAUACCACAAAAUGUGCAUUUGUACAUGCCUAAAAAUUUAUUGAGCAGUAGUUAUUGGUAGUGCUGCAAUGGCGGACAUCGUGAACAAUGAUAACCGUACCAAAAAUCCACUGGCAUCGCAUAACAAUUCACCAGUGAAAUCAAUUGUUGACGGCAAUCAGCAGUGUAAUGAACGAGCAAUUCGAGCAAUUCAAUCAAAUAAAAAUUCAACCGUGGAAAAUAAUACCAGCUAUAAUACGACUACAACGACAACAACAACAACAAAAGUGAAUCCAAAUCAAAACAUAUCAUCUUUACCAGCAUCGACAAAAACAUCACCAAGCACAAAAACAAAGCAAAUGUCCAAUACGACUGUGAAUACGACUGGUCCCAGAGUUGUCACCAUUGUUAAAACCGAAACAGGAUUUGGUUUUAAUGUAAGAGGUCAAAUAUCCGAAGGUGGACAAUUGCGCUCAAUCAAUGGCCAAUUGUAUGCACCUUUACAACAUGUAUCGGCCUGUUUGGAUAAUGGGGCUGCCGAAAAAGCUGGCAUAAAGAAAGGCGAUCGAAUUUUAGAAGUAAACCAUGUAAAUGUCGAGGGAGCAACUCACAAACAAGUUGUUGACCUGAUCAAAUCCGGUGGAGAUUGCCUUACACUAACGGUUAUAUCAGUAACCCAACAGGAAGCCGAAAAAUUGGAGCCACAAGAUGAACCCGGAUAUUCAUACAUCGAUUACUCAGAGAAGCGUUCACUACCUAUUAGCAUACCGGACUACAAUACGGUCAAUCGAAACGGUGAACGAUACAUUACAUUUAAUAUUCAUAUGGCCGGUAGACAAUUGUGUUCGCGACGUUAUAGAGAAUUUGCAAAUUUGCAUGCAGCGCUCAAAAAAGAGUUUACGGGCUUUAAUUUUCCAAAAUUGCCCGGCAAAUGGCCAUUUCAAUUAAGCGAACAACAAUUGGAUGCACGUCGACGUGGACUCGAACAAUAUUUGGAAAAAGUGUGUGCGGUGCGCGUUAUUGCCGAAAGUGAUAAUAUGCAAGAGUUUUUAACCGAUUCGGAGGAUGAUUUGGCAUCAUCGCCGGUUGACAUUAAAAUCAUGUUACCCGACCAUGAGGUAGUCACUGUCAGCGUACGUAAAUCGGCAAAUGCACAACAAGUCUGGGACUUAUUGGUGCAACGCGCCAAACUUACAUCAUACACCCAACAAUAUUUCUAUCUCUUUGAAAUUGUAGAAUAUAAUUUUGAACGAAAACUUCAACCGAACGAAAUUCCACAUCAGUUAUACGUUCAAAAUUAUAGUACUGCAUCGAGUACAUGUUUAUGUGUACGACGAUGGCUGUUUUCAAUUGAUCGCGAAACAACGUUACCACAAGGCGAACAAGCGGCAAAAUUCAUAUUUUAUCAGGCCGUUGAAGAAGUCAAUCGGAAUAAUAUUCGAGCUGAGGGCCGUCUAUAUGAACUGAAAGCACUACAAGAUGCGAAAAAAGCAUCCGAAUACUUGGCAUUGGCUCGCACAUUGCCUGGCUAUGGUGAUGUCGUCUUUCCACAUUGUGCAUGUGAUAGUCGUAAAGAAGGCCAUGUUAUACCAGCCAUAGGGAUGACCAGUUUUCGAUUGAUAGCAUGCCGUGAGGAUGGCUCUCUGGAGUCACAAACAGUCGACCUAAUGUGGAAUACAAUUUUACGAUGGGAGAGCGACGAAGAGUCCAUGGCAUUUUGUUUUGAAUACAGUCGCAAUGAAAAACCACCACGAUGGGUCAAAGUCUAUACGCCAUAUCACUCUUACUUAGCUGACUGUUUUGAUAGAAUAGUUGAGGAACGUAAAUGGAACGAUUGCGGCGAUUAAAGAGCAUUUUCGAAAAUCAAUAAUCGAUAUUUAUCAUGAACGGAAGAAAUUCAAUUCGCAAAGCUGACUUUAAAAUUGUGUUAGUAAUAUAUAUAUACAUUUUGCUUAAAACAAAUUACAACGUAUUUAUUUAAGUAAAAUACAACCAAUAACGAUAUUACAAAUGUUACUGAAGUAAUUUGACAGAGAAAUUUUUUUGAAUUAAACAUUUUAUUGUUUGAAAGAAGAAAUAACCCAUAUUUGACUUAAAGUUAGCGGAAGAUGUUUAGUGUUUAUUGUAAAUUUCUAUUGGAAAAAAAGAGAGAAGAAUAUUGACGAAAAAAGAAAAUUGUUAAAAAAAAAAAUAAUGAAAUUGGCCUGAGGUCAGAUUAGAUCUGCUUUAAUUGAUUAUUUUGACAUUUUGAAACUCAUUUUGUAAUGCACUGUAAUUGUGAUUUAUUAUUUUAAUUAUUAUGUUUUUUCGAUCAAAAAUCUUUCAUUACUUCAAUUUUGUAAAUUCAUCUCCAUUGAAAGCAGAGAGGUUAUGUAAAAUAUAUGUACAAGUGGGUGUCAUUGGAAACGAAAAACGAUAUAAAAAAAAUUUAUAUAUACAUGCCAUAACGAUUGAAAAUAAUAUGUAAUGCAUGCAACCACAAAAAAUUUGACGAUUUUCUGUAGAAAAAGAACAAACAAUAUUUAUAGAUGAUUCUCUCUAUUUCCGAAGUACAAUGUAAAUAUAUUGUUUUGUUGAGUUGAA